AUGCCGCCCAAGCCAAAAGGCAGCGCGCCAGCCAACAACGCCCUGUCUGGUGGUCCCCGAGGCCCUCGUCACCCCUCUGCCCAGGCUGACGGUGGUAUUCCCACGGCUCCGGAGCCUACCCUCGACACCCUCGGCGAGCGCGCCCGACGCCGAUUCCAUCAAACCAACCCCGUCGAGGAAAGGUUCCAAGACGUCGGGCUGUCGGGUCUCACGCCAGCCGAGAAGAAGACAUACGUGCAUUCCCGCCUGAUCCUGCCCGUCGCCCAGCACGCAGUGUCGCUGUCGACCAAGACGGAACGCGACUUCUGGAAACAAGUCUCCAAGGACGCCCUCCCCGUUCGUCGCCUUCGCAAAGACUAUAGCUGGGGCAAGGACAGGAGCGGUCGCGAUUUUGCAUCGUACAAGCUCGACGACUUUGAACAACGCAGCCUCAAGCACGCCAGGCUGACGGCCUUGGACAUUCUGCAUCGCCAUUUUCUCACGAAGAGACGGCUUGCGCGCAACAACGGCACCGACGUCCCUUCGGCGGAAAUAGACGACGAGAAGACGAGGAGAAUCAACAUGGCAGCCUUGAAGAGGGAUCUCUACGGUGAAAUCACCGGCCCACUGGCCAACGACCCCGAAUGGGACGACGUGAUUCCCAUUCCCCAGAACGAGCCCGAGGAUGCUCUCGCCAAGAUUGCCUAUCCUGACGACUAUGCCGAGGCCGUGUCCUACUUGCGCGCCGUCAUGGCCGUCGAGGAAUGCUCCCCUCGCUGCCUGCGUCUGACAGAGCACGUCAUCACAAUGAACCCAGCUCACUACACCGUCUGGCUGUACCGCUUCAAGAUUAUUUCCGCGCUGGGUCAGUCUAUUCCCGAAGAGAUCCAGUGGCUCAACGAGGUGGCCAUGUCGCAUCUGAAAAACUAUCAGAUAUGGCAUCAUCGCCAACUCCUCAUGGACCAUUACUACCCGGUCAUAGCAUCUGACGACGAAGCUGUCAAGAGGUUGGGCAAGUCUGAGAUGGACUUUAUCACCGCCAUACUGGCCGAGGACACCAAAAACUACCACGUUUGGUCAUAUCGCCAGUACCUUGUUGGGAAACUGGGGCUUUGGACCCCCAACGAGCUCGGCUCGACGCAAAACAUGAUCGAAGACGAUGUGCGCAACAACUCGGCAUGGGCGCACCGCUUUUUUGUCGUCUUCUCCGACCCCCGGGUAUCGACCGCCGACCUGCCCCCCACGGCGCAUGACCCCAAAGUCCCCGAUUCGAUUGUUGACAGGGAAGUGGUCUACGCCAAGGACAAGAUACUCAUCGCGCCGCAGAAUCAGUCGGGGUGGAACUAUCUCCGUGGCGUCAUGGCCAAGGGUGGACGCGGUCUUGCUACUAUGGAAGAGUUUUCUUCGCAGUUUGUUUCCGGUCUCGGCCAGGACAGCGAGACGGUCAAGAGCUCUCAUGCUCUUGACUUGCUCGCCGACGCCUACCGCGAAAAGGGAGACAAUGAAAAGGCCAAGUUAUGUCUGCAGAGGCUCUCUGAGAGGUGGGACCCUGUACGGGAAGGAUACUGGAAGUACCGGGCUGCCGAGCUUGAGCGGGCGGCUUGA
Hirsutella rhossiliensis is the source of this 1584-nucleotide messenger RNA. Its product is annotated as protein prenyltransferase alpha subunit repeat domain-containing protein. Gene Ontology annotation, molecular function: CAAX-protein geranylgeranyltransferase activity; protein farnesyltransferase activity. Lineage: Eukaryota; Fungi; Ascomycota; Sordariomycetes; Hypocreales; Ophiocordycipitaceae. The coding region runs from base 1 to 1584 and encodes 527 amino acids. Gene Ontology annotation, biological process: protein farnesylation; protein geranylgeranylation. Gene Ontology annotation, cellular component: CAAX-protein geranylgeranyltransferase complex; protein farnesyltransferase complex; cytoplasm. The record is from RefSeq and is a predicted model, not a curated record. The transcript has 2 exons.